Molecule: messenger RNA, 1269 nt
Organism: Lampris incognitus (smalleye Pacific opah)
Lineage: Eukaryota; Metazoa; Chordata; Actinopteri; Lampriformes; Lampridae
Product: arylamine N-acetyltransferase, pineal gland isozyme NAT-3-like
Exons: 1
Coding region: 298-1146 (282 amino acids)
Molecular function (GO): acetyltransferase activity
Source: RefSeq, a predicted model, not a curated record
GGGUUCCUGCCCCCAACCCCACUCCAACCCCACCCCCGUUUUUAAAUAUGAUGGCGACCGUGCUGGAAAGCUGAGCGGAGAAGUUACAAGAAAAGACUACGCUCAUCCAGCGACAGGAACACGAAGAAGAAGAAGACGAAGAAGAAGCAGCAGAAGAAGAAGAAAACAGGAACUGCGUGCGGUGCAUCUGGAACAGCUGGGCUUGCCUCCACCGGUCCGUGUUUGCGCUAAUGGGAGAUCUCAGUGUGCAGUUGCGCCGAUCGAGGUCGGCCCGUAAUCCGAGAGCUUUGCGCGGACAUGGACCCACGGGGGUAUUUGUUGCGCAUUGGCUACGCGGCCCCGGCGGCGCCGUCCACUCUGAGCGCGCUGCGGUCCCUGCACAACAGCCAUCUGCUGUCGGUGCCCUUCGAAAACCUGACCGUGCACAGCGGCGGGCGGGUACAGCUGGACCUGCCGCCCCUGUAUGACAAAAUUGUCCGACGACGUAGAGGGGGGUUCUGUUACGAGAACAACACCCUGUUUUCCUGGCUACUCUCCCAAGUAGGUUUCCAGGUCACCUUGCUCUCGUGUCAAGUCAGGAAUUCCAUAACCUGCAGAUACGGGCCCCCCUUCGACCACUUGGCCUUAAUGGUGGCCCUUGGGGGCCAGCGUUGGCUGUGCGACGUCGGCUUCGGUGCGCUGGGCUUUCGUGACCCUCUUUCCCUGGACACCGGCGAGCCUCAGAGACAAGGCCACCGGGUGUAUCGCGUCAGAAAGGCCUCGGACAUGCACUUUCUGGAGGGGAAAGGGCAGGGAGACGUAAAAGAAGAGGAGUGGGUGGAGAUCUACAAGUUCACGCUGCAACCUCGGCGCCCGGAGGACUUUGCUGAGAUGUGCGUCUAUCACCAGACCUCCCCCAGCUCCCUCUUCUUCUGCAAGUCCCUCUGCUCCCAGUUGCAGCCGGGUGGGAGGCUCACCUACAUCGGGCAUAAACUUAUCUCCACCACAUUCCCCACCCAGCAACCGGGGAGUACAUUACACAUCGUUACCAGAGAACUAGAGGACGAGGAGAUUCCCGUUAUUCUCAAGGAACAUUUUGGAGUUGUGCUGACCUCCCCGCUUAUCCCGAAGGAUGAGGCAAUCACACCACCUUUAACCAUGUACUGAUCAGAUGUCUACGUAGCCGACACACAUUUCACUUAGAUAUUCGCUUUUUACCUCAGUACAUGCACACAAAACUAAUGCAACAAGAAAAAAUUGUCACUUUAAUUUAAUAAAUUAAUAUACAUA